UGUAUUCACGUUUUUUUUUCUCUUCGCGACAAAUAUCUAUAUAUCAAAUAAAUAUUGUGCGAUCAUCGUAAAGGCCUUAGCAGAACGGCUGAUUUGUCAUUUUAAGACAAUGUUUUAUGCUCUAAAUCUUUGUCGAAAUUACUAUUUCUUCACUCUUUUUUAUUAUACAGCGGUUUGUCAUCAAUCGCAAACAGAACGGCUUUUUAAUUUAAGACACACCCUCAAACACAAGACAGCUAUCGUGCGUCACUUAAGACAAAGAUUUAAGGAACAAAAACGUUAUUUUGAGCAGAUAAGCCAGCUAUUUUACUAAGGCUCUAACUUGAGACGCAGUCAACAUCAGAGUUGCACGUCGGCAGCACGUUUCGGUGCGUCGUCAAUAAGCGAACAGCGUCCAGAUGGCGGACAGGUAUCAGCUUUGCAGCGAGAGCAUCUAUUAUACAGCCGGUGGUAUUCUCUUUUAUUCGUUAAUUAGUUGGCUCGUGCGAUUGUGUCACGUGUCACGGCUGUGUACAACCAACGGGUUACACAGUGCGUAUUCAGCCGACAGAUCUGGGUGAACGAGAGCUGCGGCUUAUUUACACGGAAUUUAUCUAACACAGACACGAUCGUAUAGAUGGAACUGCAGUUUACAUAACUAAGAUUUACAUAAGCGGAAUAAACACACGCGUUUAAAACUCAAAUAUUUACCGUCAAGAUCGGUAAUGCGGUAACGUUUCACGGAAUAUCUGUCGCGAGUGGCUGCGCAAGUAGUCGAUGUUUAUCCAAAGCAAUCGGCAAAUGUUGAUCUUAUUCUCAAAAUGUCUAGGAGUGAAAUCUCACUCAAAACGAGUGCAAACUCACUGGGGACGAUAAUGUAAAUAUUGGCACUCGAAAUCGCAAGAGCGAAUGUUAAAAUUCAAUUUAAAGUGAAUUCUUAGCUCAUACGAGUGAGUGUCGCAUAGGGUCAAUCGAUCGGAGUGAGUUUGUUCCUAUGACGGUGAAACAUGCCGGAUACAUUCAAUUCAAUAUUUCAAUUUCGGACAAAAAUAUCCACUCGACGGUUCGGAACGGAGGAAUUCACGUCAUGUAAGGCUCGACUGGCAUCUCACUUUCCGAGUAGAAUUUUAUUCGAAGAAAUUUAAAGAAUACUCUUUGCACUGUUUAGAGUGAAGUCACAAGAACGAACGUUUAACUCAAAUUUGGAGGAUACUUAAUCCAUACAUUGUUUAAAUUGAUUAGAGUGAAUUUGUUUCUGUGAUGAUGAAACGCGUCGGAAUUACGUUUUCAAUUUCGAGUGAAGAUACUCAACGAUUUAGAAAUGGAGAAUUCGUCCGGUAUGAAUGAAAAGUCACUUGACGUCGAGUGACUCGGCUGUCACUCCACUUUUUGCGAACAAAAUUUUGCUUCAUGAAGUAUAUAGAAUACGAAGGGAAAGCCUGGGGAACAUCUCGUAGAGAAGGGAGACGUAUAGUUGAGCUGAUUUUUACUGCUACGUUUAAUUGCAAACCGUCCGCAAGCCGUCCUCAAAUCACAGCCAACAAACACGCCUCGGCAAAUUAUCCUCCAUAAUUAUCUGCGAAAAAUCGACGUUUCUCACAUCUCAUAAAUGUGACACGCUAGUGCCGCACAAAUCAGAUAGCGCCGGCAAAUAGCAGGAGCGGCAAUUAACAUUCAAUUAAAUGUGUCCACCGAUAGAUCCGCGCGUUUAAAUCCCACUGAAAUUUCUCACACGCCGUGAGCCGAAAAAGCGCACCGGCUGCGCGUCGGCAGAAUUUCACAUACGGUAAUUCCACACCACCUGAGUGAAACGAGAUAUUCGUGCGGUAGAAAAAACGCUGUAUGCCCCGAAAUCGUUGCAAAGUAAAAUAAAAAAAUAAAAACAAAACCGAAAGCUGUAUUAAUGGUUUCAAUGUGGCUGGGGAAAAAAUUAUCGAGAGAGCGCGAUAAAGUGUCCCCAUGGCGGUUAAAAGCGCUUCAUUGAAAGUUUACAAAGAAAGUCGGCGAAGAAAGGUUGUUGUCGUCGUCGUCGUCGUCGUUCAGACAACUAAAAGAGUUCAUGCACUCGUGAUCAUGAUGUAACCGUCCAACUUUGUUGCGUAACAUCUCAUUACAGUCGAAAACGGAUAUUGCCGUUUCGGACUUUGACGAUCGACAAAGUGUGCCGAAACACACACACGGAUGUGUGCGAUCGGUGGAAGGGGAUGAUGGCCGAAAAUCAAAGGAAAACGAAAAUAAAAUCGAACAAGAUUAAAACCGAAAGUAACCGGAUUUCAAUUACGGAACGAGCUCUUCUAUUUUAACACCAACCCAACUGUCUCGCUAAUUCAAUGCCCCAAGGCAAUCAUACUCUUUUAGACUAAAAAAGGGAGAAAAAGGGGGUUGAGGGGGGAGAGAGAGAGAGAGAAAGAGAGAAAAAGAGAAAACUUUAACCCAUAUUCCACUGCACUGCAUUUCGCGCUAAAUACCGGACAAUGCGCGUUCUAAGUUUUAUUCAAUCGCAAAUGUAUUUUGUAAUUUUGUGUAAUUAAUAAAUUUUGUAAAUUAUAGAACAAACAAGAAUCAAACGAACAUGUUUAAUGAUAAAUUAUGAGUGUUUUGUUCGUAUUCUCGCGAUACAUUCAGCGUUAAAUACGGUCGUUCGUUCGCCCGACUCUUCUCUCCCAUAGCGACGUUAUUGUUACAUUACGCAUAUCAAAUUAAAGUAAUUACAAAAUGAAAAAUCAGACUGUGUGUAGCAGCGUCGUACAGCAAAAAUGUGAGUCCUCUGACAUUUCGAGAUGAAUAAUGAGUUGAGGAAAUUAAUUGAUGUUUCAAAAAAACGGACGUACGUGGAAUUUUUUAUAAGUAUAAUAAAUUUUAAUAAACGGUGAGUGUGUGUAUGUGUGUAAACAUUAUAGCGGCGCUUAGCGGCCACAGAUACGUGUUCUAAGAGUUAAGCUUUCACCUUAUAUCGAUGCUGUUUAAGUUUAUGGAUAACGUGCAGUGUAUCUUGUAUGAGUACGUGCUGCCUGUACAGCGAAUAUUAUGAACUUCGAGGAGUUGAUCGUUGCUUUUAGCGUUAAACACGCUCGUAAUACUCGCGCACACAUAUACGACACACGCACGGAGGUGCUGUCAAGUUCUCUUGCAAAUUUCACGAAACCGGCUACAUUCUUUUUUAAGUUGAAUCUUAAUAAAAUUACUCGCCGGCGGAAAUUCAAAAGAGAUAAACGAGAGAGGAGGUUCACUGAUAUACGCACAAUAGAAAAACGUUUUGUACUUGUGUUAAAUCCGUCCUUGUUAAAAUUUUUGUGUUAAAUUUUUAAUGUACCCAUGUGUUGAUUUAACAUAUGUUUAUGUUACUUCAAUAUUUUAUGUUGAGUCGAUGUUUACACAGAUAGAGAUUGGCAUAAAAUCCAAAGUGAUUUAAAAAGUUUAAAACUCACACUAUAAAAUAGCAUUGUCAAAUAAAUCAUUUACUGAUGUGUUAUUUUUAUUUUCGCAAGAAGGUAAUAAAAACUUCAGAACAACGCAAAAUCAAACGGCGCUAAUAACACUAUCGAAGGCUCUUGCAAACAGAACUGCCACUUGAGCUCCAACUUUUGCUUUUUUUUCAUUAAUGGCGCAUGCUAAAGUAUAACUGUAACAUUUUUCUCACAUGUUUUUCUCUAUAUACAUUUUUAAGAAUAUCUAAUCUUCUUUGCCCAUUUCUAAAAAUAUCUAAUCUUGAAUCUUUUUUAUCGAUAUUAUGAAGUUUUAAAUAUCAGUGAACAAUUUCUCUUUUAAAAAGAGCGUGUUAUCUCUAUCUACUUUUCGCGAUGUUGAUUAUUUCGAUUUCGAUGUGAGUCAUUGCUUAUUUCAACGGUCAAUACGAGUGGAUGUUAUCGCGCAAGAAUUAAAUAUUUAUAAAAUAACAUAAUGCUAAUAUUACCAUGUGGAGAAUGUUAAAUUAAUGAAUAAGAAAUGUAAUGGUACUCCUAGACGUAUCUCGCCGGCUGAAAGCCACGUGACCUUGGGACCAAUAACAUACAUAUGUACGAAACUGCGGAGCGAUCAUAAUAGUCCUUGACACGCCGGUUAAUGGACCGGGAGACAUCGCGAGUGAUCCCUGAUUUUCUCUGUUCGAUCAGAGUGUAUCUGAAGUACGUCACAUUACUUCACAUGUGUAGCGUCAUGCUCGAGUUAUUUUGAGCAGCGGCAUCUUCGAAUAUUAAGGACGAUGCUAAUGGUCACACGAUAGAUAUGUGGAUACUGCGGAGGAUCCGGUUCGGGCCGAGCAGAGUCGAUUCAAAGUAAAUUUAUGGACUUUCGCACUCUUGCAUUCAAUCUUUUGCGAUCGAAAAUUGGGACAUGGAAAAUUGAGACAUCUCAAUAAAAAUCAUUAAGUUAUAAUGAUCAAAAGAGUCUAACAUAUUUGUAGCAGAACAUAGUAAAUCUGAGUUCUCGAUAUUUCGGACGUGGACCGGACGCUACGGAAACUGGAUGCUGAGGACUUCACCGCUGAAUGGAGCUAGGCAUAUCUAUGUACAAUGAUUCUGCCUACUGAAUUGUAACAAUUGUCUAUAAUAUCUAAUGCUAUGGCAACUACCGAAGAGAAGAUUAUGCAAAAGCAGAAUAACAGACCAGAAGAACAAGAUCAGAAAGAUAAGAAGAUUACGGAUCCUUGUACAGAAAAUGCAGAAGACACCAAAGAUAAAUCAACAGUAGAUAAAGUAUCUAGUAAAGAUGACGUACUCGCUAAUCAACGACAGUCUUGCAAGAGUCAGACGGAUCCUGCGGACACAGAAACGGUAGAACAACUGAAGAAUCAGCUGGGUAUGCUGAUGAACUCGUUGGCCACUCUGUCGGCGGAGAAGUCGAAAAUGGAAGCGAACUUCCAGGUCGACAAGAAGCAACUAAGAAGCGAACGGGAUGAAUGUGAGAAGGUGAUCAAAGACCUGAAAGAAAGAUUGAAGAAGGCCCAGGGUGUCAAUCAUUCCGAAAUCGAGCACGUGAAGUGCAAAUUGAUCAUGGAGCGUCAUGAGAGAGAGAGAGAACAGGCCGACAAUCUUAAGAUGAUCAAGGAGCUGCAGAAACUGGUGUGCGACGAGCGGCGCAACAAGGAACAGUUGGAGGCGCAGCUGAAGACGCAUCUCGCGAACAAGACGCAGUGCAAGAUUCUUGAGGCCGAGCUCGAGAUCACCAAGACCAAGCUCAAGCAGGCGGAAGAAGCGGCGAAGGAGACGCCGCCGCUUCUUCUCUCGCUGCAGGCCGAGAUGACCGUGAUGAGGAAGCAACACUUGAAUGCGAUUCGCGAAGAAAAAAAAAGAGCCGCUGCUGCUGAGCAAGAGGCGAGAGGGCUGGCGAUGAUACACGAGGCGAGAGUGGCUGGCUUGGAAGCUCGAUUGGCUGAACUGUCCGACAUUGUCGGAGGCUACGACCGGCUGAGGCAACAGGAUCAAUUGGCUAUUCAGAAAUUGAAGGACCGGCUGGCCGCUUUACAGGACACCGAGCACGGCGAAACUGCAGCGCCGAGUAACCGGCCGGAAGAGAUCAUCUCGAAGAUAAAAUCUCUGUACACCCAUCUGUUGGAUCUUGACAAUAAAAAGAAAGACUCGGCUUACGUAAAAGCGUUGUUGAAUAAUCUGGACUUGCGGGAUGAACAUUCCAACUACAAAGAGAAGUACGACGUGCUCCUGCAGGAAUUCGAGGACUACAAGCAUCAGGUGAUAUGCAAGUACAACGUGCCGUCCAACGCGCUGCGCGGUAUCCAGCAACAGAAUCAAGGGCUAUCUUUGACGCACGAUAAGGAUCACGAUAAGACUCAGCUACACCUCCUCAAGGUCCAUAACAGUAAUUUAGAGGAGAGGAUACGUAUGAUCAAUAAAGAAAUGUCGAAUAAAGAGAGGGACUGGCAAAUGCAGCUGGAUCAUCAACAGAAGUUAUUUCAAGAGGAGCACUCCAAGCUGGAGCACACGUUGCAUCAAAAGGACAACGAAUUUCGCAACAAGAUAUCUUUGCUGGAACAACAAUUGCUACGACAACGAGAGAGGUCCAUGGCUCUCGUGGAAGAAAAGGAUAAGGAGAUACUGACACUGAAAACGUCAUUCCGUACAUUAUUGCCUAAUAAGGAGACUGCUGCUGCGGCGGCAGAGCAUAAAGCACCUUUGAUCAGAUAUGAAAGCACCGUCGAGCCGGUGACUGAUUUAGUAACGGGAUUGCUAACAAACGACAGCCCUCCGAUAUUGCAUUAUACCCAAGAAUUGGCCAGGAAAGAAGUGCAAGUAUCGUCAUUGAGGAAAAAGACUCUGGAAUUGGAAGGGGUGUUGAGAGAGCAGCAGAGAGAAAUGCUUCAUAUGAAGGAGAAGCAACAGGAGGAAAAUAAAACAUUGAGAGCGCAUAUCACGAGGUAAUCGUCGAAUACCAAUGAAUUGUACAAAGGUUUUUUUCUUUUUGAAUGUAGAAAGACUUAUCCCUCCGAGAGCCAGCGAUCCUUUAAAAGAUGAUCCUUUAGUACAUGUAUCAGUGUAUGAUAUUAAUAAAAAGUCUUGUGCAUAAAUGCGUUAAAAAAAAUUUG
This is a messenger RNA of Dinoponera quadriceps, 6517 nucleotides long. RefSeq names its product GRIP and coiled-coil domain-containing protein 1 (gene GCC88). The coding region runs from base 4539 to 6353 and encodes 604 amino acids. The record is from RefSeq and is a predicted model, not a curated record. Lineage: Eukaryota; Metazoa; Arthropoda; Insecta; Hymenoptera; Formicidae. Gene Ontology annotation, cellular component: Golgi apparatus. The transcript is spliced from 12 exons.